ACUAAUAUGAGCGAUUCACAGUUUGACGAGAAUUUGGUCUUGGAAACACUUUCUGAGCAUGUGCUGGACAAAAAAGAAAUUGCAACAGUUUCGUGGCUUUCAAAAUCCGAACACAUUUCCCCAAAUCUUGCCAGAAAAUGCAUGGAAAAGUUUUGCUCCAAAAAUGAAUCGCAAGUGAAACCAAUUUAUUGUUUGUCUUACAUGCUGGAUGAAAAACUGAAAAUGACUCUCAGUUCAAAAAAAUCUCCGGACGAAAUUAAUGAAUGUGAAAUUUUGUCAACUCAAAUUUUCAGUUUGCAAUCGUUUCAGCCAAGAGAACUAUCAUCUAUUUGCUUGCCUUUACAAGAGAGCUUAGACUACACUAAACCAGGAAUAAAAUGUCCUUUUGACAAUAUUUCUAAAAACCCAAAAGACCAAGGCCUUGAUCCGGUACCUGGUUCUUCGAAACAGUCAGGUCAGAAAGUAUCAUCAACGUUAUUAUCUAAACCGGCUGUAAAUACCUCAAAACCUAAAAGUGGUACCGUGCAAUCAAUGUUUGCUAACACAAAUUCUUCACAGUCGACGACCAAACCGAAACCAACAAAAUCCGAGCCAAUUAUCAAAGCUACAAAGAAAGUAGAGACCAAAAAACAGGGAAGUGAUAUUGGAAAGGCAUUUAAAGACAUGGAAAUGAAACCGAAGGUUGCCAAAAUUGAAAAGCUAAGCCCGGAAAAAUGCAACUCUGAGACAGUUCCAAAACGAGGAGCGGACGAAGAAACCGAAGAAAGAUCUCCCCCUAAAAAGAAACAAAAACAGAAAACUGGUAAACAUAAACGAGUAAUUAUGGACGACUCCGACGAAGAAGAAAUGAAUCACUCGGCUGCCAAUCAGAAUCAAGAAGAGGAGUCGGACGUGAAAAGCGAGCAAGGCGACCAAUCGCCGUUGAAGGAAAACCAAGAAGUGGAGAUAAGCGAACCUGAGAAAGUUAUCACUAAAGUAAGACGAAGAAGGAAAGUUCUGAAGGAUGUUACACAUGUUGAUGAAGAUGGAUUCCUGAUCACAGAUAAAGUAUGGCAAGAGGAAUCGUGCAGCGAAGAAGAAGAUGACUCAUCUUCUAAGACUGAUAAAAAUGGAAACUUGAAGACGUCAAGUUCAAAUAACGCUUCAGUUAAACUACCUGAAAUGAUAUUCAGAAACCAACCGGCCGAUGAUAACAAUAAGCCGAAACCGAAAGCUGCGAAAUCUGGAGGUGGAAAUGCAAAAAAGAAUCAAGGCAGUCUGUUUUCUUUUUUCGGAAAGAAGUCAUAAUUUAAGUCUGAGUGUUGGGUUUUGACUGCAAUGAAUUGCUUUAAUUUAUUUUUUUUUGUCUUUUUACACAUUGAAUUAUUCUCAAUCCUAACAAUUGAAAUUUGUACAUCAA
Symsagittifera roscoffensis is the source of this 1399-nucleotide messenger RNA. RefSeq names its product DNA polymerase delta subunit 3-like. The record is from RefSeq and is a predicted model, not a curated record. Gene Ontology annotation, biological process: nucleotide-excision repair, DNA gap filling; DNA replication; DNA synthesis involved in UV-damage excision repair. Gene Ontology annotation, cellular component: delta DNA polymerase complex; nucleus. The transcript has a single exon. The coding region runs from base 7 to 1287 and encodes 426 amino acids. Gene Ontology annotation, molecular function: DNA-directed DNA polymerase activity. Lineage: Eukaryota; Metazoa; Xenacoelomorpha; Acoela; Convolutidae.